UGUUUGACACUGGUGUCAUCUCAUCUCAUCUCUUCUCUUCUCAUUUAUCUUCUCGAGUAAAGAAAUGAUCUGUUUUAGCAGCUAAUUCCAUUUUCUAAUCAAUCCUAUAUAUAUUUUAGCCGCGAUAUGGAUACAUUUUUGAAUGUAAAGAUAAGUUUGGUCUGAUUCUCUAACUUUUUUUUGUUGUUGUGUGUGUCCGUCAAAAUUGGAAAUAGAAGAAUAGAAGAGAAUGUGUUGUUUAGUUGAUCGAGUAAAGAAGAUAAACUGAUGACUGAGCAUUAUUAAUCAAGUUGGGCGGGGAUCUGUUUGACACCAUAAUAAUAAAGUCACGUGUAUAUGUUCUCUGUUUUCUUGUGACCAUGCCCGCUGAUCUUUUUCUUUGCAGAUCUUGAUCAAAUCAAGAUUUGUUUUCGCUUUUGAGGCUUCUACGACUACAAACAAGUGAUGGGUUUAUGAUCAUCAUCUUCAUAUGUGAAAAUGUCGGCUUAUGCUCAUCAGAUGGAGAGGGAAUUCUCCGGUCUAUCCAGCCGAGGUGGUUCCGAACUGGGGAGUCGAUUUUCGAUAGAAUCUGGAUGUUACAUGACAUCUUUAGCAGCUUCCAUCUUCAUAGGUUCUCUUGUGACAUUUGGAGUUUUGAUGAUAACACUUCUCAUAGCUUUAUCAACCAUGUUACAGAGCUGUGAAAGCCGAGAUAUUGGAGUCGUCGAGGCUCAAAGACUUGAAGAGAACUUCAGUUACUGCAGAAUCUUGUCUUUGCACUCUCAGCUCAAUAGCUUGCAAGAAGAAGACACCCAAUUACCAUUGUUAUGCAGAGAUGUUGCUUUACGCAGAAUCAAACAGGGAAUCUACUUGAGAGAGUUGAACUUCACUAUCCAAAUGGCUCUCACUUUCUUUCAAACCAUCAAACCGAUGAACGAUAGCCGCGAUGUUGUUGUGAUCGAGAUCGAUGACACCAAUCUAUUAGAACAAGAUAGUUAUAAUAUGAAGUAUAUCGAAGAAGCAAAGCAUCAGAGAAGCAAACUAACACUGAAACUAUAUUUCAAGCUACUAUCACAUGGUUAUACAAUGGCUCUAUUAUCAAGAAGACCAGAAAGAGAGCGGGACGCCACAAUCGAGCAGUUAAAAUCUAGAGGAUACAGCGAUUGGUCACAUUUGAUCAUGAGGGAAGAUAAAAGACAAAAGGAAGAGUUAGAAAGAGGUCACUGUGUAAUCGGAGUAAUUGGUAAUCAUAUGGAUGUGUUAAGAGGCCAGUGGAAUUGGCAAAGCAAGCGUCUGUUUAAACUUCCAAGCCUUGCUUAUGAUGAUGUUUCGGAUUACACUGAAAGAUGAGAUCAUGGACUUUGAUGUGUAUAAAUUCUCAAGAGUUUUAUGUAAUUGUUUUAUUACGGUUUCAAAGAUAAUGUAGAGACAUACUGUAAUUUUUCAAUGUCUCAUGUAUACAUAUAGUUUAUUCUACAAUUUCCUGAA
Messenger RNA from Capsella rubella, 1467 nucleotides. RefSeq lists its product as uncharacterized. Bases 478 to 1329 code for a protein of 283 amino acids. The record is from RefSeq and is a predicted model, not a curated record. Lineage: Eukaryota; Viridiplantae; Streptophyta; Magnoliopsida; Brassicales; Brassicaceae. The transcript is spliced from 5 exons.